AUGCUCCAUCAUGCGACUGAUUAUGUUUGUGCACCACAAUGCUCUCCUCUCAAUCCCCUCCCUUCCAUUUCCGUCCUCCCCCGCGCCUGCCUGCCCCCUGCCUCCUCACCCGCGCCUGCUAAACAGGAAGCCCCGUCAAGCCCGCGGACUGGUGGCAGCAGGCAGGCGUGCAGGGCCCAUUCGCCAGAAAGACAUGCAGGCGAGUCCCAGGGGGAGAAAGGACCGCACGAGCACAAGGGGGGGGAUUUGAGAAUGGGUCAGGGGCAGCAGCAAAAGGAGAGCAGAGGAGGUGAUGAUAUCAAGGGUAGAGAUGAGGGGCGUGUGCAGGGGCAAGAGUGUGGAGGCCGGUGCAAUGACCCACAGGACCCUCUUGUGAAGGGCUCCGCUGUCACACCCGUGUGCACUGCUCUAGACCUGUUAUGCCCUCCCUCACUCCCCGUAUCUUCUGCUUCUGCCGCUGCUGCUGCUGCUGCUCCUGCUGCUGCCGCUGCUGCCUCCCAUCCCUUGCGCCCGUCCCAAUCCUCCCUUCCUGUUUCUGCCUCACACUCUCCAGCAGCCUCUCCCUCGUCGUCUCUUUCACUGGAUUGUGGAGCAUCAACAGUGGCAAGGAUGGGAGCUGCGGGUGGGGCAAAUGCAAAGGGCGCUGCUGUUACAUCUGUUGUUGUGAUUCCUUCUGCUCCUCUCACUGCUGUGUCUUCUUCGCUUCCUCCUCCCCGUCCUACUGGUGCUGCUUCUAUUCCUGUUGCUGAUCCCUUGGUUGCUCCUCCUCUCCCCCCUCCUCCUCCUCCUCCUGCUCCCCAUGCUCCUCCUCCUGUUUGUCCUCCCCCUCCCCUUCCUCUACUACCCCCCUCUGCUUCUCCUGCUCCUGCUGCAUCUGGUGACGCUUCUGCUGAUUUCCCUACUGUUACUGCUCCUUCACAUCUCUCUGCGUCUUCGUCUCCUGCAAUUUCCGCUGGCACUUCUACCGUUGCUGCAACCUCCGUGACUGCUGCUCCCACUGAUCCUGUUUCUGCUCCAGCUGAUGCAAAGAAGCCAGAAACAGCCACGUGUUUACGCAACGGAGAAGCAGCUCGCCCCUUGACAGGAGCAACUGAGCUGGAGAAGCAUGGGGAGGGCACAAUGCAGAAUGCAGAUGGGGAGGAAAGCACCAGAGUGCCGUGCCCGGGGAGUGGUGGAGGGGAGAACGAGGGCGCAGUGGAGUGGAAAGGGGAGAUGCAGAGAGGGGGGAUCACAGCAGCAGUGCAGACAGAUGUAGGGGAUACAGAGGAGCAGAGAGGGAAGGAAGAUGGAGAUGGGAGGGGAGGAGGGGACAGAGGCGUGGGUGUGGAGGAGGGGCGUGAGGAUGGUGAGUGGGGCAUGCGGAUUGAGAGAGAUGUGAAAGGAGGGGAGCAUACGAGUGGCAAGGUUGAGGGGAGUGAAUGUGUAAGGGCAGUGGCGAGCACAGUGGGUUUGGUGAGUAAGGCAGGAGAGGAAGCAGAGCGGGCGGGGGAAGAAGCAGAGCAGGCAGGGGUGGCAGAAGGGGGAGGGGAGACAGGGAAGGGAGGGGAGACAGGGAAGGGAGGGGAGACAGGGAAGGGAGGGGAGACAGGGAAGGGAGGGGAGACAGGGAAGGGAGGGGAGACAGGGAAGGGAGGGGAGACAGGGAAGGGAGGGGAGACAGGGAAGGGAGGGGAGACAGGGAAGGGAGGGGAGACAGGGAAGGGAGGGGAGACAGGGAAGGGAGGGGAGACAGAGAGGGCAGUGGAGGAAGGGGGAAGAGAAGAAAGCUGUAAGAAGCGCAGGAGGUGCGAGGCGAGCUGGGAAGCAGCGGGUGGGAGAGAGGAUGCAGGUUCAGACAUGCUAGAGAGCGCGGCCACAGCUGGUGGUGCCACAGCUGGGACCACUCAGGGGGCGGAGGAGGUAAAGAAGACUGCAAGUGCUUAUAACGAGGCUAAGGACAUAAGAAGUGAAGAGGAUGGGGUUGAAGUGCUUAAAGCGGAAAAUUGUCAACAGCUCACUGAGGAGCAAAAAGGGUUAAGUGACAAGGGAGGACUCAGUGCAGUCAAGGCGAAGGAAGGUGAACGGGAAGGGAAUGUUUCUGCCUUGCAGCCCACAAGCGGUCAGGGUCAUUUUAAGGAACAUAGUGGCAGGAAGGGAGGCGAGAGCAGUGCAGUGGGUGCAUCAGCAGCAAGCACAGAUGAUGCUGCGGAGGAGGGGAGGGGUGACGAGGGGUGCUGGGUGGUUGGUGAGAGCGGGGAUGAGGAGGAGAAAGGAAGCCGGGAGGAGGUGGCAUCAGAGCAGGUGCAAGGGCAGGAGAACCCGAGACAGGGGAGUAAGAGGGAAGCUAGAGAAGGAGCGCUAGCAGAGAGUGAGACAGUUGAGAGCGAAGCAGCAGCAGAGGCGGGUGUGACACAGAAGGCACGCAGAGGGGAUGCUCCUGCUGCGCCUGCGCCUGCUUCUGCUGCUGCAGGUGGGAGUGUUGGUGUCCGGACAAGGUCAAGCAGGGGGGAACCGGCAGGUGAUGAGAGCAGGAGGCGCGGCAGCGAGAGAGAGGCAGGCGUGCCGCUACGGAGGAGUGCGCGGGUGGCAGAUGGCAUGGGCGGGUGGAAACGAGGGUUCUGGGCACUGGACGAUGGGUGGUAUGAGCGGGAGCAGCGCGAGGGGGAGAAGGCGAGGAGGGGGCGUAGCAGGGCCAGGCAGAAGGCAGGAGAUGUGGAGGUGAAAGCAGAGAAGGAGGAGGUGGAAGGUGUUAGAGGGAAGAAGAGGAGGCGAGGGGAGAGGGCGGGGUCUGGUAGUGAAGGGGGGCGCGAGAUGGGUGAGAGGAAGGGUGUAGGGGCGGGUAAGGUCAUUAGGCAUGCACAGGGUAAGGGUGUCGUGGGUAAGGGCGAGGAUACGAGUAGUGAACAUGGCACAGAGGAGAGAGGGUGGGAUGGUGUGGAUGGUGGAGGGAAGAAGAGGGAUUGGGCUGGAUUGGAUUCUGAGAAGAGCAAAAGCACCAGUGGUGGCACGUGCAAGCGACUGAGGGUGGAUGGAGGGUUGACGGGGGAGAGGGAAGGAGAGGGGGAUGACGGGCACAGGGAUUCAGAGUUGCAAGGGAAGGGGAGCAUGCAGGGGAAGGGAGGGGCUGGUGAGGUCCCCCAAUACAAUGAAAGUACGAGUGCAGUGAAGAGGGUGGAAGGGGGUAGGCGGAGUGGGAAGGAAGCUCGGAGUGGGGGGGAAGGCAGGAGUGCCUCUGGCAAGUCCUCUGAUAGCCGGAGGGAAGGCAGGAGUCCUCUGAUAGGAGUGGGGUGCGAUGAUGCAGAGGAGGGAAGGCAAGUGCAGGAGGGGGAGGGGGAGCCGGAGGAGAAAGAAGAAGAGGAGGCAAGGAGGAAUCGAGAUAGCCAAGGGAGUGAAGAUGGUGAGGAGAGGCGGGACGCUAGUGGUGAAGCAGGAGAGGCGAUGGGAGAUGCAGGUGCAGGUGCAGGUGCAGGUGCAGGUGCAGGUGAGGGUGAGGGUGCAGGUGAGGGUGGGCGUGGCCCCCGCGCGUUCGCUCCUGUGUCCCCUUGCGAGCCCAUGUCUCUUCUGCUGUCUGCCGUGUCGGCGUUUGAAGAGAUGGACUUGCAGCAAGCAACGCUGGCCGGCAUUGGCGCGGUAGAUCCUGCUGCUGAGAGAGAGGGGCGGGAGAAGGAGGAAAGGGAGGGGGAGGGGAGAGAUAAUGCGGACAGGGAGGCAGGUGCUUUUGCUGCAAGGGACAGUGGGGGAGAGAAGAAGGAGAAGGAGGCAGUGCAAGCAGAGCAAGAGCCUGUGGUGGUGUGGCUUAUGGGCCGACCUCUAGUCAUGGGCACCCGCCCUUGCUCUCCCUCCCCUGCCUCCUCAACUCCUUGCACCACCACUCCUCCUCAUACUGUUGCUGAUGCUGAUGCGGCUGCUGCUGCUUCUACGUCCACUCCUCCUGCGCCUGGGUCUGUGCUCCCACGCAAAGCUGGCUCUGCUCGUCCUACCCCACCUGCCACUGCAUCGCACGCCACAUCUUGGGCUAACGCCGCUGCCGUUGCUCCCAUCCACACCAGCACCACUGCUGUCAAUACCAGCACACCCAUUGCUGCUCCUGCUGCUGCUGGGACGCCAACCGUUGCUGUUUCGUCCCCCUCUGCUGCGCACAUGAGCGGGGGAAUGUGUUUGCAGCCGGGAAGUAUGGGUAGCGCCAGUGACCCAUUGCCUCAGCACACCCUAGCCGCACGUGGAAAUAAUGUGACCGCGGCCUUGGGAGCACCAGGGACUGCAGCAGCUGCAGGUGCAUGUGCAGGUGCAAGUGGAGCAGUGCGAGGGGCCAUUUUAGAAGCAGUGCCAGUGGGUGCAGGAGGUGGUUGCACAACAGCAGCAGCCCCCGUGCUAGGAGGCACAGCAGCUGGACCCUCUGCUGUUGCGCCUCCAUAUGGUGGGGAGCAAGGGUGGAGAGACAGCGGCGGCGGAGCAGGAGGAGAAGGAGUAGCAGGGGAGGUGAAAGCGAGGUUUCGACCAGGCGAAGUGGUUGUGCUGGAUGACUCUCCGCCCUGCUCUCCCACCAACGCACAUGCAGCGGACAGGGAAGCAACAGCAGCAGGAGCCACGUACACUAAUACUGUGCCAGCUGCACCCGUUACUGGGCCUCACAUGUCAGCUGCUGCUGCUGCGUUCGCCCCCAGCAAUACCUCUCUCAACCUAACAGCACCGAAUGCCUCCUCCCUACUUGCCCCCCCUCCUGAUCCUAUGCAGCCUCCAUUCAGGCCUCCCCUACUCUCCCAUCCUAACCUCCACCCCGGACUUACCAUUCUCCCUCUUCCUGCCUUCUCCUCUUCUGCAUUUUCCAGCCCGGAUCCUCCCCAGGCUUCUUCUCUCUCGCUUGCAUCGUCUGUUGCGCACCACUCCCCGCAACCUCUCCCUGCCCCGUCCGCACCUUCCCUACCGCCCUCCCUCCCAGCAUCCGCACCUGCAGCUGGGUUCAGAAGAGGCAGGGGCAAGGCGGGACAGGGCCCAUGCCCUACCCCAGAGUACCCGUACCAUCUCCACCGCCAACAAUAG
Closterium sp. NIES-65 is the source of this 5019-nucleotide messenger RNA. Lineage: Eukaryota; Viridiplantae; Streptophyta; Zygnematophyceae; Desmidiales; Closteriaceae. The record is from the annotation of a GenBank genome assembly.